UUUGGGUUUAUGGGAACAGCUUUGAGUCGUUUCUUGUUGCUGUGGUGGUCCCUGACAGAAAGGCAUUGGAGGAUUGGGCAGCGGAGCAUAAUUUGACCGAUGAUUUCAAAUCAUUAUGUCAAAACCUGAAGGCAAGAAAGUACAUUUUGGAUGAGCUCAAUUAGUGUUGGUCAGAAGCAGCAAGUACGUAAAUAAUUGUCUCAACUCCCUGUUUAAUGCUUUGUUAAUGUCUACUUAAUGCUUUGUUAAGUUCACUUGGAACCAAAUCCCUUUGACAUGGAGAGGGAUCUCAUAACUCCAACAUUCAAACAGAAGAGACCACAGCUACUUAAACAUUACAAGGUAGGCCUCCUGCUCUCUCUUUCUAGUAUUUUCUUAUAGCUCCUCACUGUAACUCUGUGCUUUCCUUUUUCAAGCACCUGGUAAGUCUUCAGUUUGCCACUCACUAAAUACCCUGCCUCCACCUGAUCAAUAUCCCACGACCGAUGACACCUAAAAGUAUGUACUUUAUAAGGGUCAACAUAGUAACCAAACACAGCCCCAUACGGCUAUACCCUUGAAUUAUUUCUUAAAUAGCAAGAAUCUCUCUCUCUCUCUCUCUCUCUCUCUCUCUCUCUCUCUCUCUCUCUCUCUCUCUCUCUCUCUCUCUCUCUCUUAAAUAGUAAAAGCUGAAGUUUGUCAAGUGUGUUAAUUUUAUAUUUGUCGGAAUAUCAUCUGCAGGACCGCAUUGAUAAACUGUACAGUGAAGCAAAGGAAGCAAGGGCAUGACAGCAAUAUCAAAAGCCGGAAGCUACCGGAUAAGACCUUUUUACCACAAUUCCCCAAAGAUGUGAUUGCUGAUAGCAGGCAGGUGCUACCCACAAAGACACUGGAUUUGGAUCCCUGUGAGUCCGUCUAAGUUAGUUUGUGUAUAAAAUAAAGAUAAUAUGAAAGUUCUGGUUUGAAAAACCAUAUAUAUAUAUAUAUUGCCCCAAUUUCAGUUAUUUGUGCUUGCAAAUACACACAGAAAUGCUAUAUUCAUUCACUCUUUCAGUAUAAAUGUCAGAUACAUGACAAGAAAUGCUUGCUUACCAAACCAUGUGUAUGGAAGUUAAAGACGAUAAAGAAUUAAUGGCUACUUCUGAUCUCUCAAGUACCAAUUGCAUCUACAUUGCUAUAGCCCCAAAACCAAUGAUAACUGAUUCUCAAUAGAUCUUGGUUUAUGCAAUGUAAAAUAAUCAAUGACAACCAACAAUUAGGAGCCUAUUCCUCUUCUUCUUUCACCCGUUCAUGGACAUAUGAUGUCUUCCCAAGCUUUAGUGAUGAGGAUACCCGUCCAAUUUCGAAGACGAUUUCUAACACAUCACAGAAACACGAACAGAUGAACGUCUAGAUCCAAGAACAUAUUCCGGAAUACGAUUGAAAGAGAGAAAAUCCAUCAAUCUCAAAGACCAUUUGUGACGCAGUACAACAAUUUGGUUUAGAAUGAAAUUAAAGCAUAGAUAACGAGUUAAUAAAUUCCUUGAUCAAGCUCCUCUGUUAUUUCACUACAUGAUACUGUCUUUGUUUGGUCAAAAGCACUUACUCACUGUUCAUCAGAAAAGAAAAUUUAUUAUGUAGGAUGAACCUGUGUCGUUUUGGACAUUUCCACUACCCAGCAAGUCAACUUGUUCUUUUGUUUCUUUCUUCCCAUCAUUGUCUUCCCUUCUUUGACUUCGCAGUGUUCUCACUAAAGAGGUUGAAGCUCGCAGCAAAUUUCCUCGCUUCCCUCGCUCAAAAAACACACCAAACUAAUCAAUUAUUGCUCCCAUAAUUCGACUGAAAAGACGUUUGAAGUUCCAACGUAAGCACACUGUCCUUUCCCUUUUUUUCUUGGAUUCUUUAUUCCUUUCUUCGCAGUGUUCUUCUCACUAAGGAGGUUGAAGUUUCAGCAAACUUUCUCGCAGCUUCCCUCGCUCAUAAGAUGCUUUUCUUCCUAAAAGAAAAGAAAACCAGAGGCGAUGCCCUUCCCAGCUCUUUGAUCAGCCUGUUUACUUCUCCGGCACGCAUUCAAACGACAGUCAUUCAAUGACAUACGACGUCUUCCUGAGUUUCAGAGGCGAGGACACGCGAUUCAACUUUACUGAUCAUCUGUACAGUAAUUUGACUCGGAAGGGAAUUAGAACCUUCAUAGAUGAUGGUCUUAAGAGAGGGGAAGAAAUAUCACGGGCCCUUCUCAGAGCGAUCGAAGAGUCGAAGACUUCCAUCAUCGUGUUCUCCGAAAACUACGCAUCUUCGAAGUGGUGCUUGGAUGAACUCGUCAAGAUCCUUGAGAGUAAAGAAACAAGGGAGCAAAUGGUUUGGCCUGUUUUUUACAAGGUGAAUCCGUCGGAUGUACGGCAUCAAAGGGGCAGUUUUGGUCAGGCACUUGCUGACUAUGAAUGCGAAUUCAAAGAUGACAUGGAGAAGGUGCAAAGAUGGAGGAGAAGUCUUACGAAAGCAGCCAAUCUGUCCGGAUGGUGUUUCAUCAACGGGCAUGAAUCAAAAUUUAUUGACAACAUCGUUGAAGCGAUUUCAUUACAAGUAUUAAACCAUGCGUAUUUGAAUGUAGCAAAGUACCCAGUUGGAAUAGAGUCUCGUGUGCGCGAGAUAGAUAAGCUUUUGGGCGUUGGAGGAAACGAUGUUCGCAUGGUAGGGAUAUGGGGCACUGGUGGAAUAGGUAAGACCACAAUUGCUAAAGCUGUUUAUAAUUCCAUCGCCCAUAUGUUUGAAGGUAGCUGUUUUCUAGAUGAUGUUCGAGAAAGAUCAAUGCCGUAUGGAGGCUUAGGCAAACUACAAAGUAUUCUUCUUUCUGAGAUUCUAGGGGUGAAAGAAGUAGAGGUGACCAAUGUUGACAAAGGAAUCAAUAUGAUAAAGAAGAUGUUGAAUGGUAAGAAGCUUCUCUUAGUUCUUGACGAUGUGAAUCAUUUGGACCAAUUAAACAAAUUAGUUGGAGGGUCUGAUUGGUUUGGUUCAGGCAGCAGAAUUGUUCUAACGACAAGAGACAAGCAUUUGCUAAUUGCUCAUCAAGUCAAUCUAAUAUAUGAGGUUGAGAAGUUAAAUCAUUAUGAGUCCUUAAAGCUCUUCACCAGUUGGAAUUCAUUUUCAAGAAAUGGACACUUAAAAGAUGAUUAUGCGAAACUUGCAAACAAUGUAGUAGACUAUGCUGACGGUCUUCCAUUAGCUCUGAUGGUUUUGGGUUCACAUCUAUGUGGUAGAAGUAUUGAUCAAUGGAAAUAUGCAUUAGAUGGUUACAGAAGAGUUCCUAACCGAGAGAUUCAAGAAAUUCUCAAAAUAAGUUAUAAUGCACUAGAAGACGCGGUGAAGGAAGUUUUCCUUGAUAUUGCAUUUUUCUAUAAAGGUCUAGGCGAGGAUUAUGUGAUACAAAUGCUAGAAGGUUGUGACAUGAACCCUAAGUAUGAUCUUGAAGUACUCGUGGAAAAGGCUCUUAUAAAUAUUAUGGAAGAUGGCUGCAUUUGGAUGCAUGACUUGAUACAAGAAAUGGGUAAAGAAGUAGUUCGCCAAGAGUCACCAACUGAGCCCGGAAAACGUAGUAGGUUGUGGUUUCACGAGGAUGUUUACCAUGUUUUAACAGAAAACACAGGAACGGAUAAGAUCAAAGGUAUUAUGGUGAAGUUGCCUGCUGGGCUUGAGUCAGAUGAGGUAUGUUUGAAUGCUGAAAGCUUCUCAAAGAUGAAAAAUCUUCGACUUUUUAUAAAUCAUAAUGCGCGCUUGUCUGGAGAAGUUGAUUGUCUUCCCAAUGAGUUGAGGCUCCUUAUCUGGCCUGAAUAUCCGUCACAAUCUUUGCCAGCCAAUUUUAAUCCAAAGAAACUUGUUGGUCUUGCUUUGCCUCGCAGCUGCAUUUUACGACUGGAUUUGGAAUUCAAGAGUUUGAAAUUUAUAAAUGUGGAGCACAGCAAAUUCCUAAGAAAAACCCCUGACUUCUCUGGAGUCCCAAACUUGGAGAAGUUGAAUCUAAACUUUUGUACAAGUUUAGUUGAGCUUCAUCCUUCUGCUGGAUUCCUUCAUAAGCUUGUUAACUUGAGUCUUACGGGAUGCCGUAGUCUUACUCUGUUUCCAAGAAUUGUCAACUUGAAAUCUCUGCUGGAGUUGAAUCUUGACGGUUGCAUAAGUCUUGAGAAUUUUCCUGAAAUUAAGGGGAAGAUGGAAUAUUUGAAACACCUGGAUCUAUCAGAGACUUCCAUCAAAGAAUUGCCUUCAUCGUCAAUUCGACAUUUCACUCGUCUCGAGAAUCUGUAUUUAACCAGAUGUGAAAACCUUACAAAUCUGCCAUGCAGCAUUUAUGAGUUGAAGCACCUAAAGACAAUUUCUGUCCUUAAAUGCUCAAAAUUGUUUUCAUUUCCUAAAAUGGCGAAGUCUGAAGAUUCAAGGAGUGCAGAAUCACUUGUGACUCUUCAAGGAGGCAAUUUAGCGUUUCCCAACCUAUCUAAAUUCUAUGGAUCCAAUCUUUCAGACAUUGCCGAUUUCCUUCUGACUCUUGAUUGCAUGACCACAUUAACUAGACUUGAUCUAUCAGGAAGCAAUUUUGUUAGUCUUCCCGUAUGCAUUAAUAACUUUGUCAACUUGAUUGAUCUUCGGUUGGUUAGUUGCAAGAGACUUAGAGAAAUUCCAGAUCUUCCACAAGCAUUGCAACUUUUGGAUGUGAGUGAUUGCUUAUCAUUGGAAAGAGUUUCAAAAUUGUCCAACCUUUUGGAACGUAAAGAGUCUCAAAUGUUCUUGGGAAUGAGAUUGGCUAACUGUUGGAGACUGCGUAACAAUCUAGUUCGAAUUGCAAAGAAGAAAAAUAUGUUCAUAAAUCAAGUCAAUCUCUUCUCUCUCUUUCUCUCAUCUCUCCCAACUUUUGUCCAGGUUGAAUUUCCAGGAAGGGGAAUUCCAAAGUGGUUCAGUUAUCGUAAGGAUUUGAAGGAUCUUUGCGAAUGUCAAUUCUCUAUUAAAAUCCCUCAAAAUUUCAAUUGGGAGAACAAAGGAAUUUCUUUUUGUGCUUUUCUCGAAAAGACCAAAAAUAGGUUAAAUUUUUAUGCUCAACUCAGCAUCAGGGACUUUGCUGUUGAUAUGUAUGUGAAGGAAGUAUGCCCUGAUAAUAUUCAAUCAACAGGGAAAGACCUGAGUUUAGUGUGGCUGUCAUAUGUCCCUUUCCAUGAUAUGAUGUCGACAAUGGCACGCACGGAAAGAAAUGUGAAAAGAACAAGGGUGAUGCCGCCUUAUUUGCCUACAAUCCGAGUUCAUUUUGUGCGUAUUAGCAAAGCUGUGAAAAGCUGCGGAGUCCACCUAGUAAUGCCACCAGGAUGAAGACCUCAGUAUAGAGGCAUGGGUAUGUCCAGGAAGAUACCAAUCGAUCAAUCCUCCAAAGGGAAAGGACAGUAGCAUUCAAAUGUGAUUGGGAUGAUAAGGAUUUGCAUCCUUCUUACAAGCUGUCAAUCUCAAGCCCGUGGGUAGAAUUCAGUGAUCUAUAUUUGUGAUUGUUGUGUUAAUUCCACAUGAUUAGUUUCUUAAGACUUCAAUUGAGUUUUGAGUGGUGGAUGUUGGAAUGGUUGAGUCUUGCUGUAUGCAAGAUAAGAUAAGAGGAGAGGAGACUGGUUUGCACCCUUUUGUUUCAGAGUAGAUGAUGUCCACUUGGAUAUACCGUAUAAAGUUAUACUUCCAGAGCACUAUUGUUUACAGCUUAGCAAUUGUGCCACAUGGAACUCCGAGUUUGUGAUCCCUUAGUGUUCUGGUGCUGCUAUUCCUGGUGGCUUACAUGGUCUUGCUUUUCUCUUCGUGCAGCUGCUCCAAUGGUUUCCUGGCUGUCUUUACUUUUUGCUGUUUGGUUUUGUAAAUGAUUUGUUACUGGUGUGGUGAUUCUACUGUCCUUCCUUCAGUUUGGGGUUGCUAGUAUUGCAGUCCCUAUGGGUUGGUCUCCCCUUGGUGCGCCACUGUUUUUGGCUAGUUGCUCUUCACAGUUCCUGUCUUUCGACCUGCUUUUAUGGUUAGUGCUGCCUUGCUGUAUUAUUAAAGUGUGUUGCUGGCCGUAGACUUUGUUCUUCCUGCAGCUGCGUUGUGUCUUUUUACAGCAGAACAGAUUGCUGUUUGGCUCAGCCUUAUUUUCUCCUUGGUGUUGCUGCAUUAGUUCUCCUAUUUGUUGUUGGUUAGGGCUUUGCAUGUUGCCUCAUGUUGGGGAGAGAAAGAAGGAAAUUAAUGAAGCUGUUGUUCCAGAAGAAAUUGAAAGCUCGUCCUUCAUUCGAUGUAGAUACUAAUGGACUUAAAGAAAGGCGGUGCAGUCAUCAACCCCAACAAUGCUGUCCAAGUUCAAGAGUUGUUUUCGCAACUACUGCUGUUGGUAUUACUUGCUGUUGUUGCAUGUGUUGUGCGUUAUAUGCGUUACGGGGUUAAUAAUUUACUUUAAUUUGAGUGUCACAUUUUUGUUGUGAAGGCAUGUAGACUGAAAACUAGAAUGUUUGUUUGGAUCCUGAGUAAAUGGACAAAAACUUUCCCGGAAAAUUUGGCAUAUUUAUAUUGGA
Molecule: messenger RNA, 6515 nt
Organism: Prunus persica (peach)
Lineage: Eukaryota; Viridiplantae; Streptophyta; Magnoliopsida; Rosales; Rosaceae
Product: TMV resistance protein N
Exons: 4
Coding region: 2047-5307 (1086 amino acids)
Biological process (GO): signal transduction; defense response
Molecular function (GO): ADP binding
Source: RefSeq, a predicted model, not a curated record